Menidia menidia (Atlantic silverside) is the source of this 1827-nucleotide messenger RNA. NCBI's taxonomy places the organism in Eukaryota, Metazoa, Chordata, Actinopteri, Atheriniformes, Atherinopsidae. The record is from the annotation of a GenBank genome assembly.
AUGGAGAAUGUACGAAAACGUAGAGGCAACAAUUUGCACAGUGCUCCGGGGCCCUCUCAGGAAAACGAACCACCGAUGAAAAGCCAGGCCUUCCACUUUGACCUGUGGUUCUGCCUGACCGUACAGAACUGGAUUCUUGACUUUGGCAGGCCUAUUGUCAUGAUCAUCCUUCCUCUGGAGUGGUUCCCGCUUAAUAGGCCCAGUGCUGGAGACUAUUUCCACAUGGCCUACAAUGUCAUCACGCCAUUCCUCAUGCUCAAGUCCGUAGUGUGUGCUUAUGUGUACGCCCUAGAGCCAGGGGAACAGUGUGUGUCUUGCAGCAGCUUGCUCCAGGCCUUGGAUGUGCGCGAGUGUGUGUGUGAGUACGGGGCCACCGUGCUGAGCCUGGUGCAGAGCUCCCGGCCCCUGAGGGAGCGCGUGGCGUCCGCGGCAACCGGGGACGGCGGCGGAGGAGGAGGAGGAGGAGGAGGAGGCGUGGGGGGGGCCGGCGCGGUGCAGGGUCGGUCCACUAAGGAGCUGCUCAUGACUCUGCCCUGUCCCUCUGCACAGACUGUCAGCAAGUACAACUCGCAGUACCACAAACUGUUCCCAUGCGUUCCCAAGGAUGAGAUCCUCAUGAAAGUGUACUCCUGUGCUCUGCUCAGAGAUAUCCUUCUACAAGGCCGUCUCUACAUUUCCAGAAACUGGUUGUGUUUCUAUGCCAACCUCUUCGGCAAAGACAUCAAGGUGGCCGUGCCCGUGUUCUCGGUGAGGCUGGUGAAGAAACACAAAACGGCCGGCCUGGUGCCCAACGGCCUGGCCAUCACCACCGACACCGGCCAGAAGGCCUUGGAUGUGCGCGAGUGUGUGUGUGAGUACGGGGCCACCGUGCUGAGCCUGGUGCAGAGCUCCCGGCCCCUGAGGGACCGCGUGGCGUCCGCGGCAACCGGGGACGGCGGCGGAGGAGGAGGAGGAGGAGGAGGAGGCGUGGGGGGGGCCGGCGCGGUGCAGGGUCGGUCCACUAAGGAGCUGCUCAUGACUCUGCCCUGUCCCUCUGCACAGACUGUCAGCAAGUACAACUCGCAGUACCACAAACUGUUCCCAUGCGUUCCCAAGGAUGAGAUCCUCAUGAAAGUGUACUCCUGUGCUCUGCUCAGAGAUAUCCUUCUACAAGGCCGUCUCUACAUUUCCAGAAACUGGUUGUGUUUCUAUGCCAACCUCUUCGGCAAAGACAUCAAGGUGGCCGUGCCCGUGUUCUCGGUGAGGCUGGUGAAGAAACACAAAACGGCCGGCCUGGUGCCCAACGGCCUGGCCAUCACCACCGACACCGGCCAGAAGUAUGUGUUUGUGUCUCUGCUGUCGAGGGACAGCGUGUACGACGUCCUCCGGCGGAUCUGCACGCACCUGCAGGUCAACGGGAAAAGUCUGAGCCUGAAGCAGUUCAUGGAGGAGCCGACUCUAUCGCUGGACGAGUUCCCGACUCCGGAUGAGUUCCCGGUGGUUGAUGAGUUCCCGUCCGUGUUGAAGUGGAGGAGGAAGCCCUCGGUGGGCUCGGUGUCCUCCUCCCUGCCCGACCUCCUGGGGAACUCCUCCUCCGGCCUGGGGGCUCCGGACACACCCUUCAAGUCCGAGCAACCGCUGGAAGAGCGCGGUUUGCAGACUGACAGAGGUCUUUUGUCAGAGCCAGUGGCAGAAUUGGGCCAGAUGGAGUACCAGCUGCUCAAGUUCUUCACCCUGCUGAUCAUCCUCCUCAUCCUGUCUUCGUGCUACUUGGCCUUUCGGGUGUGCAGCCUGGAGCAGCAGCUCUCCUUCCUCAAUAACCCAAAUCUGCCCCUGAGAGAGAGGUAA